This is a messenger RNA of Lathyrus sativus (Indian pea), 1512 nucleotides long. The record is from the annotation of a GenBank genome assembly. NCBI's taxonomy places the organism in Eukaryota, Viridiplantae, Streptophyta, Magnoliopsida, Fabales, Fabaceae.
AUGAAACGUGUUUGGAGAUUCACUUCAGAAGCAACACAAGCUUCCAGAUUCACCGAAACACGCCACCGAUCAAAUCCCAAAUCCAUUCCCAUUCUCCCCACCUCCACAUUCAUCCAACGACACACGAGUACCCUGCAACAGCCAAGCGUGUUAUUGGACCUUGUUUCGCUGUUCAAAGUUUCAAUUCCACCUUGCGAAAAGCAUCUCAUUAACGAAAUCGCUAUUUUGAAGAACAAAUUGCUUCGCGAAGCUUCUGAUUCCGUUAGGGUUGCUAGCAUUUUGGAAGAUAAUUCUGAAUCUCUGGUUCGCUCUCAUCCCGUCUUUCUUGAGCUUUUGAAUCAAUUGAAUUCAAACCCUUCUCUCUUACUAGAGGUGUUUAAUUGGAGAAGGAAGAGAAAUGUUUCUGAAUUCGAUGCUUGCAGGAAUUCGAUGAAUGCACAUGAAUAUUCCAAGGGUAUCAAAGCGGCGGGAAGAUCUAAGAAUAUUGAUCUUGCUGUUGAGCUUUUUAGGGAGGCUGAGAAGAAGGGUGUGAAGAUAAACAGCACUUACAAUGCACUCAUGGGUGCUUUUAUGUUCAAUGGUCUUGCGGGUAAAUGCCACUCUUUGUUUCUCGAUAUGAAAAAGGAUCCAGUUUGCUCUCCUUCCGUUGUUACAUACAAUAUUGUUAUAUCUGUUUUUGGUCGCUUGAUGCUCAUUGAUCACAUGGAAGCAACAUUCAAGGAGAUGAGUGACUUAGGCCUCUCGCCUAACAUAUCGACUUAUAAUUAUUUAAUUGGUGGAUAUAUCUCCACCUGGAUGUGGGAUGAUAUGGAAAAAGUUUUUCAAGUGCUAAAGUCAGGCCCUGUUGGGCCUGAUAUGAAAACUUACCUCUUAAUGAUUCGUGGGUAUGCACACCUUGGUAAUCUGGAGAAGAUGGAAGAGAUAUAUUCAUUGGUAAGGGAUCAUGUAAAUAAAAAUGAAAUGGCGAUUCUAAGGGUUAUGAUAUGUGCCUAUUGUAAAAGUUCUGAUGUAUAUAAAACGAAGAAAAUAGAGGCAAUGUUAAAGUUGAUCCCUGAAAAAGAAUACAGGCCCUGGUUAAACGUGUUGUUGAUUAAGCUUUAUGCCCGGGAAAACUUGUUAGAGAAAAUGGAGACUGCAAUAAACGAGGCAUUUGAGCACAGAACCGCUGUUACAACCACAGGCAUUAUCAAGUGCAUAGUUACAGCUUAUUUUCGGUGCAACGCGAUAGAAAAUCUUGAAAAUUUUGUUACACGUUCUGUAUUUGCGGGGUGGAGAAUCUGCCACUCCUUAUAUCAUUGUAAGCUGGUCAUGUAUAGCUCACAGAAGAACCUUGGAAAAAUACUAAAUGUCCUGGAGGAGAUGGAUGAUAUCAACAUGAAUCGCAACAAGCAAACAUUGUGGAUAAUGUACAAAGCUUACUGCAAUUCUGGUCAGAAAGCCAUGGUUUUGAAAAUAUUGGGACAAAUGUUCAAGCAUGGUUAUACAGUUCCCAACGACGCAUUUCCGUCAUGA